Molecule: messenger RNA, 2707 nt
Organism: Chaetomium fimeti
Lineage: Eukaryota; Fungi; Ascomycota; Sordariomycetes; Sordariales; Chaetomiaceae
Product: catalase-like domain-containing protein
Exons: 3
Coding region: 169-2379 (736 amino acids)
Biological process (GO): response to oxidative stress; hydrogen peroxide catabolic process
Cellular component (GO): cytosol
Molecular function (GO): catalase activity; heme binding
Source: RefSeq, a predicted model, not a curated record
UCUUCGGUUCCUUGACGUCAUGACCGUGGGCCACGAGGAAGAUGUGAUGACAAAAUGCCGGCUUCUCACUCGCUAUAAUACAACCACCUUGAUACCGUAUGAAUGACUUGACAACAUUUCGCACUCUACCAACAAACUAUUCCCUAACUGUGAAACUCAUACGGCAAAAUGGCUGGCCUCGUUCCCGAAUCCGUCCAAAAAGUAGCACACGCCGCGCUGGGCUCCCGCGAGGGCGACAAGCUCAAGGACCUCGCCCACAACACCAAGGAUAUGACCAACAAGGACCGCCUAACAACAGAUUAUGGCGUUAAGCAAAGUACCGCCGAUGACUGGCUCAAGGCGGUGAGCCCGGAAAAGGCAGGGCCACUCCUGCUUGAGGACCCCUUUGCCCGCGAGAGGAUUAUGAGAUUUGACCAUGAGAGGAUCCCCGAGCGAGUGGUUCACGCCCGUGGCUCCGGUGCCUUUGGCAAGUUCAGAGUGUAUGACAGCAUCGAUGAUCUGACCUUCGCGCCCGUCUUGACCGACACGUCGCGCGAGACUCCUGUUUUCGUCCGCUUCUCAACUGUCUUGGGUAGCCGAGGUAGCAUGGAUACAGCGCGUGAUGUGCGUGGCUUCGCAGUCAAGUUCUACACAGAGGAAGGCAACUGGGACCUCGUCGGCAACAACAUUCCCGUAUUCUUUAUCCAGGAUGCCAUCAAGUUCCCCGACAUCAUCCACGCGGGCAAGCCCGAGCCGCACAACGAGGUGCCCCAGGCACAGACCGCCCAUAACAACUUCUGGGAUUUCCAAUUUAACCACACUGAAUCAACACACAUGUUCAUGUGGGGAAUGAGCGACCGGGCCAUCCCUCGUUCCUUCCGCAUGAUGCAGGGCUUUGGUGUCAACACCUUUACUUUGAUCAACUCGAAGGGCGAGCGGCAUUUCGUCAAGUUCACGUGGACACCCGAACUCGGCGUGCACUCGCUGGUUUGGGAUGAGGCGCUCAAGCUCGGUGGACAGGACCCCGACUUCCACCGCAAGGACCUGUGGGAGGCCAUCGCUAACGGAGCGUUCCCCAAGUGGAAGUUUGGCAUCCAAGUCAUCCCCGAGGCCAAGGAACACAAAUUCGACUUUGACAUCCUCGACGCAACCAAGGUCUGGCCCGAGGAUCUGGUCCCGACCCGCUACAUCGGCGAGAUGGAGCUCAACCGCAACCCCGACGAGUUCUUCACCCAGGUCGAGCAGAUCGCCUUCUGUACCAGCCACAUCGUCCCCGGCAUCGGCUUCAGCGACGACCCGCUCCUCCAGGGCCGCAACUUCAGCUACUUCGACACCCAAAUCUCCCGCCUAGGUGUCAACUUCGAGGAGCUGCCCAUCAACCGGCCGACCUGCCCCGUCAUGAACUUCAACCGCGACGGUGCCCUCCGCCACACCAUCACCCGCGGCACCGUCAACUACUGGCCCAACCGCUACGAAGCCUGCCCGCCCGCCACCGAAGCCGAGGGCGCCUACGUCGAAUACGCCCAAAAAGUAGCCGGCAUCAAAGCGCGCAUCCGCAGCGACAAAUUCAAAGACCACUUCAGCCAAGCCCAGCUCUUCUGGAACAGCAUGUCGCCCAUCGAGAAACACCACAUCAUCAACGCCUUCAGCUUCGAGCUCGACCACUGCGAAGACCCCGUCGUCUUCGGCCGCAUGGUCCAGCGCCUGUCCGACAUCGACCUCACCCUCGCCCAGACCGUCUGCGAGCGCGUCGGCGGCGACGCCCCCAAGGAAGGCCGGCCCAACCCGGGCCGCCGCGCCCCUGCGCUCAGCCAGGCCGAGUUCCCCGGUGCGAACCCGACCAUCGCCUCCCGCCGCGUCGCCAUCCUCGUCGCCGACGGCUACGACAACGUCGCCUACGACGCCGCCUACGCCGCGCUGUCGUCCGCUCUGGCCGUCCCCCUCGUCGUCGGCACGCGCCGCAACAAGAUCACGGCGGCGAACGGCAGCAACUCGACGCAGCCGCACCACCACCUGGAGGGGCUGCGGUCGACGAUGGUGGACGCGCUGUUCAUCCCCGGCGGCGCGCAGGCCGUGGAGACGCUGGCCAAGAAUGGGCGGGCGCUGCACUGGAUCCGUGAGGCGUUUGGGCAUCUCAAGACGAUUGGUGCCACCGGCGAGGCGGUGGAGCUGGUGCAGAAGGCGAUUGGCUUGCCGAGUGUCACUGUGUCGGGGUCGGGGGAGGCGCAGGAGAGUUAUGGGGUGGUUACGAUGAGGGAGUUGAAACCGGAGAGUUUGGGCGAGGCGGUGACUAUUGCGAAGGGGGCGACGGGGUUCAUGGAGAAGUUCUUCUAUGGUAUCUCGCAGCACCGUUGCUGGGAGAGGGAGCUGGCGGGGUUGAAUGCCCAGGUUGCGUAUUAGGGUUGUUUGUGGGGGUUGUAUGAUCUGUGUGAGGAGUUGCCCGCACGGUUUACGUGUAAUGGGGGCACGUUUGUGUGUUUGGUUGUACAAAUUGUACGGUAAUGCCACACGCUCCUGUAACCUUUGGUACUGGUUCAAGUUGCUUUCUGUUUGAUGGGAAUACAAUUGGGGAUGGGCCACAACUUGGUCACGCCGGCUUGCUUCUGCUGUAGAGAUGUGGCUGGUGGUGUUCGAGUCAUGGGAACAAGUGCCCGCGUUCAUCCCGCCGCCGUGAGGAGUCAUGCGUGGGGCAAGGGGCGUCGUGGAGUUUUGUCAACUCAUCCCUGCG